GUGAGAGUGCGAUGAGGAGAGCCUUCCCAGAGUGAGGAGGCCAUGGGCUGCACCUCGGCCAAGCAGGUGUCGGCCGUGCCCAACGAAGACGAGGGCCGUGGCAAGGCCUACGGCAAUGGGGACCUCUUUGGCGAUGAGUACAAGAUGAAGGCGGUGGAGGAGGUGAAGUACAUGAGAGGGGAAGAAAACCGGGUAAAUGUACGCAACCAGGAGAACUUGGAGAGAAAUAACGUGCCGCAAAGGGGCAAGUUGCAGAAAGAGACGGCGGCAAAUGUUAAAUCAAACAUUCACACGUCAGACAGCCAGCAGGAAUUCUUCCGGAUGCUGGAUGAGAAGAUUGAGAAGGGCCGAGACUACUGCUCAGAGGAGGGGGAGGAGGAGGAGGCGACGACGACAUAGCACAGAGGCCCCCCAGCACCAGCCCCUCCCAGAUAUCACACCAAUUGAAAGCUUCACAGUGUUCGGUGUGUCCGGGUGGUUCCACCAGCCAGCAGCAGCAGCAGCAGAAGCAGAACCAAGGAAAGCCGACGAGAUGCGGAUGCCUCUGUUGCUGUUGGCCGCGCUGUGUGCCGUGCGCUCCUGCGUGGGCUCGGAGCCCGUGACGCUGGUGCAGGAGGCGGAUGUGAGCCCCACGGAAGAGUCGGCCCUGCUCCGACCCAAAGUCCUGAUCGCCAUCCUGGCUCGCAACGCGGCGCACAGCCUCGCUCAUUACCUGGGAUGCAUCGAGAGGCUGGACUACCCCAAGGAGCGCAUCGCGAUCUGGGCCGCCAGCGACCACAACGUGGACAACACCACGGCCAUGUUGCGAGAAUGGCUGAUGAACGCCCAGCGUCUCUACCAUUACGUGGAGUGGAGGCCCAUGGAGGAGCCCAGGUUCUACACAGACGCGUGGGGUCCCAAGGACUGGUCUGCAUCCAGGUUCAACCAUGUGAUGAAGCUGAGGCAGGCGGCGCUCAAGGCGGCCAGGGAACGAUGGGCCGACUUUAUACUGUUUGUCGACAGUGACAACCUUCUCACCAACCCGCGUGUGCUCAACCUGCUCAUCGCCGAGAACUUGACCGUGGUCGCCCCCAUGAUGGAGUCCCGCUCCUUGUACUCCAACUACUGGUGCGCCAUGACCCCACAGGGCUAUUACAAGAGGACCCCAGACUACCAGCCCAUCCGUGAGUGGAAGCGUCUGGGCUGCUUCCCGGUCCCCAUGGUGCACAGCACCUUCCUGGUGGACCUGAGACGGGAGUCCAGCCGAGAUCUGGCUUUCUACCCGCCUCACCCCGACUACAGCUGGUCCUUCGAUGACAUCAUGGUGUUUGCAUUCUCCGCACGUCAAGCGGGUGUGCAGAUGCACGUGUGUAACAGAGAGCACUACGGGUUCCUUCCCGUCCCCCUCAAGCAACACCAGACUGUGGAGGAUGAGCGCGAGAGUUUCAUCCACACCACCACGGAGGCCUUGAUUGAGCACAGUCUUGAGCCUUCUGAGCAUCUUCACGUUCCGCCGUCUCCGCGGGACACCAUGACUUUCGAUGAGAUCUUCCUCGUCAACCUGAAGCGUCGGCUGGACAGAAGAAGCCGGAUGUUGAAGACCAUGUCGGCGCUAGGCCUGCACGUCACGCUCUUGGACGCCGUGGACGGCAAAGCCCUCAACACGUCCCGGCUGCAGGCGCUGGGGAUCGAAAUGCUGCCCAGCUACAAGGACCCGUACUCGGGCCGGAUUCUGACCCGAGGCGAGAUCGGCUGCUUCCUUAGCCAUCACUCCAUAUGGAGCCAGGUGGUGGAGCGCGGCCUCCGCAAAGUUCUUGUUCUAGAGGACGACGUGAGGUUCGAGCCCCGCUUCAAUCGACGACUCCAGGCUAUUAUGGAGGACGCGGAUAAAGCCCAGCUGGACUGGGACCUCAUCUACGUGGGGCGCAAGCGCAUGCAAGUGAAGCAGCCCGAGCGCUCCGUGGACAGCGUGGACAACCUGGUGGAGGCCGACUACUCAUACUGGACGCUAGGCUACGCGCUGUCGCUGCAGGGAGCCACCAAGCUGCUGAACGCCAAAGCCUUCAGCAAAAUGCUGCCCGUCGACGAGUUCCUGCCCGUCAUGUUCAACAAACACCCCAACGUGGACUACAUGUCCCACUACGAGCCGCGAGACCUGCGAGCCUUCUCGGUGGAGCCGCUGCUCAUCUACCCCACGCACUACACGGGCGAGCCGGGCUACAUCAGCGACACCGAGACCUCCACCAUCUGGGACGACGAGGCCGUGCCUACCGACUGGGACCGGCAGCUCACCCGCAAGAGCACCCAGCAGGACCGCAUCCGGAGGGUGGCCCAGAACAGCGUCACGGGGGACUCACCGCUGCCCGCCGCCAGGACCUCGCGGGACGAACUGUGAAGUGGUGGGGGUUUUGGAAAAGACACUUGAAGUGGAGAUACUGUAUAUUGAGCAAGUGCCUUAAUUUAUUCCCAACGUGCCUCUUUUGGUCAUUUGUACUACCCCAUUUCCUCAAAUGGUGGCCGUCAUCCAAUUAGGACAAGUCAAUUAAACACAUUCCUCAAUUUUUUUUUCUCAUUUAGGGGAAGCCUCCCCCCAUCUGCAGUUGAGUAAAUAAAAGUGUCAGUGACCACUAUGGUGUUCAAGUCAGACUUUAAACGGAAAAAUGUUUUUUUUUAUACACACAUUCACAAUUGUCACAUGACAAAGUUCGACAAGUGUAGCGGCGCUGCAGCAGGCGGGUCCUGCUUGUUAGCAGAGCAUCUCUCACGCACGCAACAAGCCAAAAAGCUGACAUUAAUUUCGGAUUCAACAAGUUAUGUACAACAAACACUGGUUUCUUCUUCACGUCCAGGCUGAUUUGUGCCCUUGAUGAACUAAUAAAACGAAUUCCUCA
Syngnathus typhle (broad-nosed pipefish) is the source of this 2870-nucleotide messenger RNA. RefSeq names its product collagen beta(1-O)galactosyltransferase 2b (gene colgalt2b). Gene Ontology annotation, molecular function: procollagen galactosyltransferase activity. Lineage: Eukaryota; Metazoa; Chordata; Actinopteri; Syngnathiformes; Syngnathidae. Bases 197 to 2374 code for a protein of 725 amino acids. The transcript is spliced from 17 exons. The record is from RefSeq and is a predicted model, not a curated record.